UUCUGUUGCCAAAAGUGGGUGAAGUGAAGUGCAAAGAGAGAGAGAGAAGAGAGAGAGAAACUUCGAGGAAACAACGUUUCACCGUUCAUCAACAUCAAACAACAUAUCCAUCCAUUGUUAACUUUUAUCAAUCAGCGGCCACUGAUACUGACACACUCACCUUCUUCCUUCCAUUUCCACUGCUUUAAGGAUAAAGAAUCUAUGGGUGGAUCAAGUUCAAAAAGGGUGAAUUCAAGGCAACGUUCCUCUUCAAGGUCCGGUUCAACUCCCUGGUAUCCUCAAUAUCAAUCACCUUACUUGCCACAAAACCAAGAUCAUGGGGCUCCUCAGGGGCAUGAAGGGCAUCAUCAUCCAUCUCAAAGCUAUGGUAGUGCUGGUGGUUAUGCUCCCGAGCAAAGAAAGAGAUCAGACAAGAAGUAUACAAGGAUAGAUGAUAACUAUAAAAGCUUGGACCAGGUAACUGAGGCUCUUGCAAAUGCUGGUUUGGAGUCUUCCAAUCUCAUUGUUGGUAUUGAUUUUACAAAGAGCAAUGAGUGGACAGGUGCAAGGUCAUUUCAAAGAAGAUGCCUACAUCACAUCGGGCAUGAACAGAAUCCAUAUGAACAAGCUAUAUCUAUCAUUGGGAAAACAUUAUCCUCCUUUGAUGAAGAUAACUUAAUUCCCUGUUAUGGAUUUGGAGAUGCAUCAACACAUGACCAGGAAGUUUUUAGUUUCAAUCCCGAUGAGAGAUUUUGUCAAGGAUUUGAAGAAGUGUUGACACGGUACAGGGAAUUGGUUCCACAAUUAAAGCUUGCAGGACCAACAUCAUUUGGUCCAAUCAUCGAGAUGGCAAUCACCAUAGUUGAGCAAAGUGGAGGCCAAUACCAUGUCUUGGUGAUCAUAGCAGAUGGCCAGGUGACAAGAAGUGUUGACACCGAGCGUGGGCAGUUGAGUUCUCAAGAAAAGAAAACUGUAGAAGCUAUUGUGAAAGCUAGUGAAUAUCCCCUGUCAAUCAUAUUAGUUGGAGUUGGGGAUGGGCCAUGGGAUAUGAUGAAAGAAUUUGACGAUAACAUCCCUGCCCGAGCAUUUGAUAAUUUCCAGUUUGUGAAUUUCACAGAAAUAAUGUCAAAGAACAUGGAUCGGUCCAGAAAGGAAACUGAGUUUGCACUUGCUGCAUUGAUGGAAAUACCCUCCCAAUAUAAGGCAACACUAGAACUUAAUAUAUUGGGUGCACGUAGAGGGAAAGCUAUCGACAGGAUUCCUCUACCACCACCUCUAUAUGGUGCCACCGCAUCUUACAACUCCCCAAAAACUUCACGUCAAAGCAGUUUUCGUCCCAGUGCACCAUCUCACAGGCAUGACAUUGGCACGAAUCCUCCUGCAAGUUUUGCAAGUUCUGCUUCUGAUAAUCAGGUUUGUCCCAUUUGCCUCACCGAUCCUAAGAAUAUGGCCUUUGGUUGUGGGCAUCAGACAUGCUGUGAGUGCGGACAAGAUCUUGAGUUAUGCCCCAUUUGCAGGAGUACCAUUGAUACUAGAAUAAAACUUUAUUAGAUGAUAGCUCUGAAAACUUGUCCAUGGCUUUUCAUGUGGAGCUAUGGAACUGAGGUUUCUACAACUUUCUUGGUGAUGGGGGAGGAGCUGGAGGAUGGGUGGAAAGGUUGCUUACUAGUUCCACAUUGUAAAUAUUUCUGGUAUCUAUUAUUUUUUAAGUCCAUGCUUUGAACGCAUUUUAUAUUAGAGUUGGAGAUUCACAUUGUUAAAUUAAUUUUGUGGCAAUUCAUCAAUAUAAUGUUAAUUGUUCUUUCUUCAAAA
Molecule: messenger RNA, 1791 nt
Organism: Lotus japonicus
Lineage: Eukaryota; Viridiplantae; Streptophyta; Magnoliopsida; Fabales; Fabaceae
Product: E3 ubiquitin-protein ligase RGLG2-like
Exons: 12
Coding region: 202-1530 (442 amino acids)
Source: RefSeq, a predicted model, not a curated record